AUGGACCUCCAUCACCGGACAAAUCCAUCUAGUUUUGGCUUAUCGGCACGAGACCAAGCUUGCAGUACAUCCCUUGACACGUCUGCACCAUGCCCUCUUCAAAGGGAUCUACCGCCCCUAACCUCCAAUUAUUGGGGUCGAUUCCUCAGAUCACAACUAUUCAUCAAACCCAAACUCCUACCACAGAAUACCAGUCUCUCCGAAAAGGUCGCCAUCGUCACUGGAGCCAGCGCAGGACUCGGCCUUGAGAGCUCCCGCCAAUUGCUCUCCUUCAAACUGGGGCACUUGAUCAUUGCCGUCCGCUCCGCCGAGAAGGGCGAAAAGGUUGCAUCUCAGCUGAGGCAACAAUACCCUAAGACGACCAUCGAGGUAUGGCCGCUGGAAAUGAGUUCGUACGAAUCGAUCCAGACCUUCGUCUGCCGCGUCGACAGCCAGCUGUCACGCAUCGACAUUGCCAUCCUCAACGCGGCGGUAUCCAACUUCGGAUUCACCGCCGUCCCUAGCACAGGUCACGAAGAGAGCAUCCAGGUCAACUACCUGUCCACCAUGCCUCUGGCCACGCUCUUACUUCCAGUCCUCAAAAGCAAACAACCCUUCGGUCUCCCAGCCCACUUGAUGAUUACCACCACCGCGCUGGCACAGAUGCCCGGCAAUAAUUACUCGCUCUCCAAACUUUUGGGAAUGAUGUUCAUCUGGAAGCUCGAAGAAUAUGUCUCUGCCGACGACGUGAUAGUCAAUCUGGUCGAGCCGGGUUUCAUCAAGGGCACGGCCUUGCAUCGCAAUAUUCCAGGCCUUGUAGUGGCAUUGCUGAGGCUCCUUCAAGCUGCGACAGCAAGGCGGGUCGAGGACGGUGCCACAACGUAUCUAGAUGCUACCGUCGCCAAGGGGAAGGAGUCGCAUGGAUGUUAUCUAGCAGAUUGGGAGAUUCGACCAUACCCGGCUUUCUUAUACACGCCCGAGGGCAAAGAAGCCAUGGACAAACUGUGGAAGGAAACUAUCAGCGAGUUCAAUUUCGCUAACGUUCAGGGAAUUCUGGAUUCGCAAUGGAGAAGGAUUGAUUGUUAA
Molecule: messenger RNA, 1065 nt
Organism: Rhinocladiella mackenziei CBS 650.93
Lineage: Eukaryota; Fungi; Ascomycota; Eurotiomycetes; Chaetothyriales; Herpotrichiellaceae
Exons: 3
Coding region: 1-1065 (354 amino acids)
Source: RefSeq, a predicted model, not a curated record